UGUUUCUCAUGUUGUCACUUUGCACGAACCCGGCCACGCGAACGCGCACGCGCUCGCGCCAUGGUGAUUUGCGCGUGGCUCCGCAAUGACCUUCGCGUGCAUGACAAUGUCGUCUUGCAUGAGGCUGCGCGUUUGGCGGCCCAAAGGAAGGUCCCUGUCGUGCCCGUUUAUGUCUUCGACCCUCGAUACUUCCAGCGUACGCGCUACAAGACCUUGCGCACCGGCAGCUUGAGGGCACUCUUCCUACUCCAAUCCGUGCUCGCGCUCAAGCGACGCCUGCGGCGCCGGGGCUCCGACCUCCUCAUCAAGGUGGGGAAACCCGAGAAGGUCCUGCCACCGCUCUUGUCCUCGAACUCGGUCCUAUUGACUCAGCAGGAAGUGACUUCUCCAGAAUUGACGAUCGACUCCUGGGUGCGCCUUGCCAUGGAGGAAAGGCGCAUUCCACAGAGUCAGUGGCGCUACUGUUGGGGCUCCACGCUUUUUCACAAGGACGAUAUUGGUCUUCAACAGGGCUUUGACGAUGUUCCAGAGUUCUUCUCGAAGUUUUUACAUGGCCUACAGAAAGUCUGGCCGAGGAAUUCCGAGGAUUGGGACGAGACGACCCGAGACGGCAACGUUUGCCCUGAACUUUCGACCAUCUCCAGUCUGGUGCGUCCGCCCUUGCCGAAGCUCGAGACUGGGGACCUGCGCAUGACGCUGACGUUGCUCAGUAGCGAGGGCAUGGACUUCGAACCUUCGUGGAAGGACCUCCCAUUCCCUGAGAAGGUGGUGGAACCAGUGGUGGAUGAUGCACUCAUGGGCGGUGAAGAGGAGGGUUUGAAGCGCUUGUCAGACUACCUUUGGAAGACGGAUUUUGCGUCCACCUACUACCCCGAGCGCCAGUUGAUCUUUGGCGAUUACCAAGCCUCGCGACUGGGACCUUGGCUCUCCCUCGGCAACCUCUCACCACGUAAGGUGUUCCAGGAGUGCCUUCGCUUCUGUGAGCACCACGGCAACGACGACGCCGACCCGCGCACCAAGCACGCGCGGCGCUUGAUCACGGAGCUCACCUGGCGCGACUUCUUCCGGUUCUAUGCUGGGAAACACGGCAGCAGCAUCUUCGAGCCAGGCGGUCCCAAGAGCUACAGGAAGGACUGGAUGCAGGAUGAGAGGAUCUUCCAGCUUUGGUCCAACGGACGCACAGGCUAUCCAUUGGUGGAUGCCUGUAUGCGUGAGCUUUCGAUCACGGGGUACACCUCCAACCAUGCGCGGAUGAAUGCUGCUUCAUUCCUUGCUUGCAGCAUGAGUUUCGACUGGAGGCGUGGCGCAAAUUGGUUUGAGAGCCACCUCAUUGACUAUGACGUCACCUCCAACUGGUGCAACUGGGUCCGCUGCGCUGGGCUCACUGAGAGCCGCCUGAGCUCCUUCAACGUGGUGCGACAGAGUCAGAAGUUCGACCCCAUGGGCCUCUACUUGCGCCGCUGGCUCCCCGAGCUUCAGGAAGUGCCACCUGAGCUGAUCCAUGAGCCGUGGCUGAUGACCAGCGAAGAGCUUGUGCGCUAUGGGGCCAGUGCCUACCCACAGCCCUGUGUGGAUCCCAGCUUCUUCGAGGGCCCCUAUGGACCCCGCACUGGCUGGGCAAUGGUCCCUCAGUCGCUUUACAAGUGAGAAGGCUGAGGUCAGCCGCUGGCUGAUGCAUGUUCAUGCAUGAGACAAGUUUCUCCCGGAGCUGGCAGUUCGCUGGCAGUGCUGGUCGAGACUGGAGGUCGGCGGGGCCUGAAAUCACGACCGAGCUGUCUGGAAAACCGUGCACGCCAGUAAGAUCGGGCUCCGAAAAACUGUCUUGAAAGGGGUUUUAAGAAGCGCUGCGGGUAGAUCUGGUGUCAGAUCGGUCCUGCGGGAGGCUUUGAGGGGCACUCUCUUUUUAAGGCAAGAGCAAAGAGGAAGGGCGGCAAA
Messenger RNA from Durusdinium trenchii, 1935 nucleotides. The record is from the annotation of a GenBank genome assembly. NCBI's taxonomy places the organism in Eukaryota, Dinophyceae, Suessiales, Symbiodiniaceae.